AUGCGUUUCACUGCUGCCGCUGUUGCCCUCUUCGCUGGCCUUGCUGCCGCCCUUCCCCAGGACGUCGAGACCGUCACCUCCACUGACGAGGUCACCGUCAUCUCGUGCGCUCCCACCGUCACCAACUGCCCCGGCAACUCUGGUGCUGGUGCCACCACCCCGGCCACCAUCCCGGCCUACACCUCCGUCCCUGCCGUGACCCCGGUCCCGGUUGUGACCCCCAGCCCUCCGCCCCGGCUCCUGAGCGUCACCCCUGUGGUCAGCACUGUCGUGCCCAGCGCUCCCCCGGCUCCCUCCAACGGCGGUGGUGUUCCCCACAAGCCCUCGCCCAAGCCUUCCGGUGUCGCCCCCAGCGCCUCCCCCAGCCCGGCUCCCACUUACAACGCUGCCGGCGCUGUCACUGGCUCUAUCAGCUUCGCUGGUCUGGCCGCCGCCGCUGCCUUCUUCAUGGCAUAA
Molecule: messenger RNA, 456 nt
Organism: Penicillium riverlandense
Lineage: Eukaryota; Fungi; Ascomycota; Eurotiomycetes; Eurotiales; Aspergillaceae
Product: GPI anchored serine-rich protein
Exons: 3
Coding region: 1-456 (151 amino acids)
Source: RefSeq, a predicted model, not a curated record